Molecule: messenger RNA, 1113 nt
Organism: Diaporthe batatas
Lineage: Eukaryota; Fungi; Ascomycota; Sordariomycetes; Diaporthales; Diaporthaceae
Exons: 2
Coding region: 1-1113 (370 amino acids)
Source: RefSeq, a predicted model, not a curated record
AUGUCAAACACGUCCACGGCCGGUACUCUCGUUGGACAGCAGAUGGUGAAAGAACUGUCGCUCAUGCAACUCGAACAGGCUCGGUCGUGCAUAUGCGAUCCAGGAUGGAAAUCUGAUGACUGCGGGCAACUUGAUCUGAUGCCGGCGACCAGAUGGACAGGCUAUAAUUACACCAACGUCACACUUCCCGAUUACUACAGCACCAAAGGAGGGAACUCUUCAUGGGGUGGCCAAAUAAUCCAGGACAGGCAGGAAAAGCAGCUUUUCCACGUGGUUAUCUCACAGUUCGCACGCGGCUGCGGACUCUCUGGUUGGAGACCGUUUUCCACUGUGAUCAGGGCAGAGUCCAGGACUGGGCCACUUGGCCCCUACCACUAUGCUCAGGAACUACUUGGCCCGUUCCGCCACAACCCGACGACUAUCUGGAGCCCUGCAGACAAUCAGUACCUGCUAUACACUAUCGGAAUACAGACUGAAACACCGACAACCUGUAAAUCAUAUAAGUGGGCCAACAACAUAUCAGUCUCGAGUGCCCCGGAUAUCCGUGGGCCCUGGUCUGCUCCGCAGGUGCUGAUCAACGGCACCAACCCGACACCCUGGCCGCUGUGGACCGCAGAAGAUCCCACAUCAGAAAUGAUACUCGGCGCCGAGGACAACAAGAUCUUCGCGGCCGAUACCUUCUCCGACCCGUAUAGCCUCAUCAAGACGAUGCCCUGGAACACGUCCGACUACAGCGACCAUUGGACCGAAGACCCCUUCCUGUGGCGUGAUAAGCGAGGGAACUGGCAUAUCCUGUGCCACUGGAUGAUCGACAUUGCCGAGAGAGGCGAGAAGUACCCACGGGUUGGGGGCCACUUGUUCUCCCGCAGCCUGACAGGGGACUGGACGUUCAAGCUGCAGGCGGCGUACAACACGACUGUUGAGUUCACUGACGGAGGGAGGACGGACUACUACCGCAGAGAACGGCCCAAGCUGUUCUUCAGUGAUGAUGGGCAGCUUACACCGCUUUACCUCGUCAACGGCGUGCAGCAGUUCAAUAGCUCGGCUAGCUACACGCUGAUCCAGCCGAUCGGGAAGGGCGCGGAGACGUUUGCGAGAGGAUUGGGCUUUUAG